This is a messenger RNA of Saprolegnia parasitica CBS 223.65, 2037 nucleotides long. RefSeq lists its product as hypothetical. Gene Ontology annotation, cellular component: mitochondrial degradosome. Gene Ontology annotation, molecular function: ATP binding; RNA helicase activity; hydrolase activity, acting on acid anhydrides. The record is from RefSeq and is a predicted model, not a curated record. The transcript has 8 exons. Gene Ontology annotation, biological process: mitochondrial RNA 3'-end processing; RNA catabolic process. Lineage: Eukaryota; Oomycota; Saprolegniomycetes; Saprolegniales; Saprolegniaceae. The coding region runs from base 1 to 2037 and encodes 678 amino acids.
AUGUUCCGCCACACGCUCCGCGUCGCCCGCCGGUCGCUGACGCAUGCGGCACCGCUGCUCGCCAUGCAGCGCUCCGCGCUGCCAGCUAUCCAUGGCCUCUCGCAUGCGGCGCUGCAACCGCGCGCGAUCCUGCCAGCGUGGACGCACGCGUUCUCGACGUCGGCUGCACCGAGCGCUGCGGCGUGGGAGUCGUCGGACCGCAAGUACCUCGAGCGCCGCCUCAAGAGCUUUGGGCGUAGCUUCGAAGUCAAGUCGAUGGCACUGGCCGCGGGGGUGAGCCCGGCCGAGUGGGCGCCGGCGACCGCGCAGUUUCGCCGCUCGCUGCUCAGCACCCCAUCGCAGCACUUCCAGUCGAACGAAGAGAUGCUCGCGUUCCUCUCCGACAUUCGAGACAAGAGCAACACGGGGCCGGUGCUCUUUUACCCGCUCUUCCUUACGUUUGCGCGCAUGAACGGCUUUGUCAACGAGCUCAGCACGGACAGCAUUGCGUCGCUGCAAGAGCUCACGGAUCUCCGCCUCCCGCACACGUGGUUCCCCAAGGCACGCGCGCUCCAGCGCAAGAUCAUCUACCACGGCGGCCCGACCAACAGCGGCAAGACGUACGAAGCGCUGCAGCGCCUCAAGAUGGCCGAAGACGGCGGCGGUCUCUACUGCGGCCCGCUGCGGCUCCUCGCGCUCGAGAUUUACGAGACGCUCAACAUGGCCGGCGUGUACACGUCGCUCGUGACGGGCGAAGAGAAGCGCGAGGUGCCCAUGUCGACGCACGUCGCGUGCACCGUCGAAAUGUGCAGCGCCGGCCAAUCGUACGACGUGGCGGUCAUUGAUGAAAUCCAAAUGAUUGGCGACCCGGAGCGCGGCUGGGCGUGGACGCGCGCGCUCUCGUGCUUGCAAGCCAAAGAGAUUCACGUCUGCGGCUCCAUGGAAGCUGUCGACCUCGUGCGCAAGUUUGCCCAAGUCACGGGCGACGAGUUUGAGCUCAAGACCUACGAGCGCCGAAGUCCGCUCUCGAUUGAAAAGGCGGCGCUCGGGUCGUACGCCAAGAUCCGCAAGGGCGACUGCGUCGUCGGCUUCUCGCGCCGCCGCGUGUUUCAAAUCAAACACGAGAUCGAAAAGGCCACGGGGCUCCGGUGCUGCAUCAUUUACGGCCAGCUCCCGCCCGAGACACGGUCGCAGCAAGCGCGCUUGUUCAACGAGCCCGACAACGGCUACGACGUGCUCGUGGCGUCGGAUGCGAUCGGGAUGGGUCUCAACCUCAACAUCCGCCGCAUCGUCUUUGAUAGUGUGCUCAAGUUUGACGGCGCCGACAUGGUCGAUAUCAGCUCAUCCUUGACCAAGCAGAUUGCGGGCCGCGCCGGGCGCUCGGGCAGUGACUACAACCACGGCCUCGCGACCACGCUUGCGCCCAACGACCUCUCGUUCGUCCAGGGCGCGUACCACGAAGCGCCGUCUGCGCUCACGGCCGCGGGUCUCUUCCCGACGUCGGAGCAAAUGGUUGAGUUUGCCAAGCAGAUGCCCGAGACGACCGAUCUCGGCCAGCUCCUCGACAAGUAUGUGUCGCUCGCGCGCCUCGACGGUGCCUACUUUAUGUGCAAGUUUGCCGACAUCAAGCAGGCGGCCGCGCUCCUCGUCGACUUCAAGAUGGACUUGCAGGAGCGGUUCACGUUUUGUAUGGCGCCCGUGAACCUCCGCAACCCCCUCUCGCGCAAGAUCUUUACCGAUUACGCCAUGGCGCACAGUGAAGGCCGCGAAGUGCCCCUCGAUAUCUUCCUGCCUCGGUUUGCACCCAAGAACGAACUCGCGCUCCGCGACGUCGAGAUCAAGGCCAAGAUCAUUGACGUAUACCUCUGGCUCUCGUACCGGUUCCCCGAGACGUUCAAGAUGCAGGCGCAGGCGAUUGAGCUCAAGACCAAAGUCCUCGAGCUCGUCGAGCAAGGUCUCGUGAACGUGACGUACAGCAAGGAAAAGGAGUCGGCUGCGAAAACCAAGCGCGGCGCGUGGAACGAAGACCGCACCAAGUUCAUUCGAUUUGCCAACUAA